GUGCCAAAGUUUUAUACUUAUAUCAAUACUAAUAUAUUUUCUGUUAGUAAAUAUGGUGUGCAAAAUGUGGCUUAUCUAUUGGCUAAAACACUAAGCACACUUUCAGUCAAAUAGGGUCAUAGGUUCUGCAUGUCACUCAACUUACCGAAUAAAUAAAUGGGUGGUACAGUCUGCUCUUACACACACAAUAAAUAUCUGUGGCUUUUAGCCCUGGUACAUGAUACAUCUGUUCUGGCUAUUUUAAGUUAAAACACACACGCUAUGUGUUCUAUCCUUGACUGUCUCUCUCUUGGAAGCAGCAUUGUGAACUAGUGUCAAAUGUUUUCUUUAGGACACAUGGCAAUAGGCCCUGUGGGUGGAUGGAUGUUUAUGUCAAGAUGUAUAAAAAAAGGGAAGAUUGUGGUGGAAAUGCGUGAAAUACAACACACUAUUCAAUGUAGACUAGACACUCCUCUCAUUGAGUGUUACACAUUUGGCUAUAAUGAGAAGAAUAGUAUUGUGGGGAUGUGUGAUACAGAUGGCAAUGUGCGCCAACAAAAUGUUAUAUUCUCGCAUGUUUCCCACAGUUCAAUUCACAGCACUAACAACAAAAUGCGAUAUUUAAGUGUUGGUUUGUAGGGAUUUGA
This is a messenger RNA of Trichobilharzia regenti, 626 nucleotides long. Lineage: Eukaryota; Metazoa; Platyhelminthes; Trematoda; Strigeidida; Schistosomatidae. The record is from the annotation of a GenBank genome assembly.